AUGAUACAGCAAGUGAGAAAAGACAUAAACGGGUUGACCAUUACAGACAUUGGCACGAUUAGGUGUAUUAUACUAAAUGAGGGCAAAACUGUGGAACAAUUUCUCCCCUUUUCGGCCAACGACCCUGCGUCGGGGCAGCAGAAACCGGGUUCCAAUCAGAAUGGCGAUAACACAGUCAGUAUGCUGAAAAAGCUGGCGAAUUUGCUGCAGCCGGAGCCCGCCCUGGGUAGUAGCAUGGCGCCGAAGAUGAGCGACAGCACAGGAUUAAACGCAACUGCGAGUAUGAACAUGGGUGCAAGUAUCACAACAAAUGUGAACAUGGGUGGGAGUAUGACUACAAAUGCAAACAUGAGUGCAAACAUGAGUGCGAACAUGAGUGCGAACAUGAGUGCGAACGUGAGUGCGAACCACAUGCCAGGGAAAAACCAAGUGAAGAAUAAAAUGAGUAACCACUCCAUUUACAACAACGCCGGUAGCCACUUCAACCAAGUGCACAUGAACAAAGGGGAGCACGGCGAGAACAACCCCUAUGCUACGAAGCGGCUAAGUCGAAUUGAACUAAUUGACAUAUUUGGUUUCCCCGUAGAAUUUGAUGUAAUGAAAAAAAUUUUAGGAAAAAAUAACUCCAACAUAUCUUACAUAAAGGAACAAACUAAUAACUCUGUAUCCAUUGAGAUAAAGGGGAAGCCAUUUAAUGAAGCUCCGAUUGUGGAGCGGAUGCAUGUGUCUCUUUCAUCGGACGAUUUAAUAGGCUAUAAAAAAGCUACGGAGUUAAUUGUAAAAUUAUUGAAUUCUAUUUUUGAAGAAUUUUACGAUUUCUGUUAUGAGAAGAAUUAUCCAGUUCCGGAAAAUUUGUCGUUUAAGAGACACGAAUAUAUGUAUAACCCCGAUGGGAGUACGAAGUAUGUAGGAUUCAAGGACAAGUGGCAUGUCAUGAAGGACAAUUAUAGGACCGAUUACUCCUUUAGGAAAAACAAAGGCUUGCAAAAGAACGACAAGGAUAAGAGGAUGCACGGCGGCGCCUUUGGCGGGCACCCCAACUUGAGCAUCGGCUAUGCCAACCAGAAUGCUCCCCAGGGGGACUUCAAGGACAUGAAUUACAAAGAAUCCAACCAGGGAAAUUUUCGUAAUAUGAAAUUAAACCGGGCGCGGGAUCAGCACUUGUAA
This is a messenger RNA of Plasmodium cynomolgi strain B, 1167 nucleotides long. RefSeq lists its product as hypothetical. The transcript has 2 exons. Bases 1 to 1167 code for a protein of 388 amino acids. NCBI's taxonomy places the organism in Eukaryota, Apicomplexa, Aconoidasida, Haemosporida, Plasmodiidae. Gene Ontology annotation, molecular function: RNA binding. The record is from RefSeq and is a predicted model, not a curated record.